AUGGCAAUACAGGACCGGACAAACGAAUUUCGCACAUGUGUCGACUCAAUUCGCAACAGGUCUGCCCCGCUGCCCCAUCCGGCUGAGGCAAAACAACGCCUGCUGCAAUCCCAUGCAAAGGGCACCCCAAAGAGCGAAUUCUCGCGUAUGGCAUCUGCAAUUGCCAAGGACAUCAGCACCACUACCGUCAAACUAGGGAAACUUGCUCAACUUGCGAAACGCAAAACGCUCUUCGAUGACAGACCUGUGGAGAUCAGCGAAUUGACCUUUAUCAUCAAACAAGACAUCGCUAGCAUCAACCGUCAAAUAGCCGCCCUCCAGUCCUUCGUGAAGCAGCGCAAUGCACAAGGAGGCUCGACAGAAGGGAAGCAAAUUGACGAGCACAACCACAACGUCGUCAUGAUGCUCCAAAGUAAACUAGCCAACACUAGCAUGACAUUCAAGGACGUACUAGAAGUUCGAACCCAAAACAUGAAGGAGACGAAAGACCGAACAGAGCAGUUCAUGCACUCUACGGCUGCCGCCGCCCAUCAAGCACCACAGAAUUCCGUGUUAUUAAACGGCCGUUUCGAUCCCAUGGGUGACGGUAGUGGCAGUCGCCCGAGUUCAAAGGGUAAAGGGAGGGCACCUCAAACUGGAGACGUGCUUGCCAUGGACCUAGAUUUGGCAGAGGGCGGUCUCGCUGCAAAUGGUGGAGGUGCUUUUAUGCAAAUGCAACUGGUGGAACAGCAGGACUCCUACAUUCAAUCACGCUCUACAGCAAUCGAAUCCAUUGAGUCCACGAUAGCAGAGUUAGGACAAAUAUUCAAUCAAUUAGCACACAUGGUCGCGGAGCAGCGGGAAACAGUGCAGCGCAUUGACGCAGACACUAUGGACAUUGCAUCAAACGUCAGUGGAGCACAGAGAGAACUAUUGAAGUACUACGCUAGUAUAUCCAGCAACCGUUGGUUAAUGCUCAAAGUAUUUGGCAUCUUAAUCGUUUUUUUCCUUGUAUUUAUUCUGGUAUCCUGA
This is a messenger RNA of Pisolithus orientalis, 1011 nucleotides long. Its product is annotated as t-SNARE. The record is from RefSeq and is a predicted model, not a curated record. Lineage: Eukaryota; Fungi; Basidiomycota; Agaricomycetes; Boletales; Pisolithaceae. Bases 1 to 1011 code for a protein of 336 amino acids. Gene Ontology annotation, molecular function: SNARE binding; SNAP receptor activity. The transcript has 7 exons. Gene Ontology annotation, cellular component: endomembrane system; SNARE complex; Golgi membrane. Gene Ontology annotation, biological process: vesicle fusion; endoplasmic reticulum to Golgi vesicle-mediated transport; intracellular protein transport.